Funneliformis geosporum is the source of this 202-nucleotide messenger RNA. The record is from the annotation of a GenBank genome assembly. Lineage: Eukaryota; Fungi; Glomeromycota; Glomeromycetes; Glomerales; Glomeraceae.
AUGUCUAUAGAAAAUAAUGAGCAUGAUCCUAGACAUUACGUUUUUCUUUCAGCUUUAUCUUGGGAUUCUAUACUUAAAAUGACUAGAGUUAAGAUCAAACUUCUUACAGAUAUGGCUAUACAUGAUUUUAUCAAAAAAACCAAAUGUGGUGGAAUAGCUAUAGCCUGUCAAAAAUAUUUCAAAGCAAAUAAUUCUAAAAUGG